This is a messenger RNA of Chara braunii, 4488 nucleotides long. Lineage: Eukaryota; Viridiplantae; Streptophyta; Charophyceae; Charales; Characeae. The record is from the annotation of a GenBank genome assembly.
AUGUGGCGGCCAUGUGUGCGGGAGGGAUCGGUGAAAUCAGCGGGCAAGUGCAAAAGUGACCUCCAAAAAGCACAAUAGAGCAGUUGACAUUUGGGCGACGGCAAAGAGCCUCCCGCCCGCCGUUCAGCCGCCGGCAGAAAGUGACUUUUUUUACCCCUCUCGACUGUAAGGCUGUGUAAGCUCACUUGGCUCGAUCCGUCGUUUCUCAGCAAUAAGAUCUGCACAGGCAAUCUCUCGUGCACACUGGCGCAUGCUCAGUGGAGGCGUCAUGUGAUCAGUUUUACCCAUCACGGAGGCGGCGACGAGCGGGCGCAUAGACGUACACACUCGUUUGCCAGCGCGCUUGCGACGGACGCACACUCGCACCAUACAGACACACACCUGCUCGCCAGUGAGCUUGAGGCAGAGCACUGCCAGCGAGCGAGCGAGCGAGAGAGAGAGAGAGAGAGAGAGAGAGAGAGAGAGAGAGAGAGAGAGAGAGAUGGAGGCAGUUGCUCGGCAAACUGUGGUUGGAAACUGGAGUGUAGUGUCCAGUGCCGCGGUUUGGAAAGCAGUAAAGAGUGAGGAUGAGACAUCGGCGGCGGGGGCGCGAUCCCGGCCAUCGGCUUGCGCGAAGCAACUGAUCAGCGUCAGAGGCUCAUUUUAUGCAUGCAAAGGACUUUCAGCUGCUUGCCAGGGGGGCUGCUACGGGCACCAGUCACUACAGACAUGGCGGAAGGCAGGGUCUUCGUCGAACUGCAAGGUUCGUCAGGGGUCUAUCACAUGUGAAUCACAAGCUGCCCCGCCUGCUUCAGUAGCGAAGCCAGCGGAGCAGAGUGGAGAAGCAGCCACACAGACAGACUAUGCAGCUCUUGCUCUGGAAAUGGAUGAUGCUCCACCGCUAGCAAUCAUGGACAAAGCGCUAGAAUUGUUUGGGAAUGAUAUUGCAAUUGCAUUCAGUGGUGCUGAGGAUGUUGCGCUGAUCGAGUAUGCACAUUUGACCGGUAGACCGUACCGAGUAUUCAGUUUGGAUACAGGGCGUCUCAAUCCGGAGACAUAUCGGCUGUUUGAUGAGGUUGAGAAGAGGUAUGGCAUCCAUAUCGAGUAUACCUUCCCCGAUGCUCAAGAAGUUGAGGAUCUUGUUCGAACAAAGGGGAUGUUCUCCUUUUAUGAGGAUGGCCACCAAGAGUGCUGCCGAGUUCGCAAGGUGAGGCCACUGAGAAAGCACUUGAAGAAGUUGAGAGCAUGGAUCACAGGACAGAGGAAGGACCAGAGCCCUGGGACCCGAGCGGAAGUGCCAAUUGUGCAGGUGGACCCUGCCUUUGAGGGACUUGAUGGCGGCCCUGGCAGCUUGAUCAAGUGGAACCCCUUAUCGAACCAGAAGAGUGCUGAUGUGUGGGGCUUUCUCCGGCUACUGGACGUACCAGUCAAUGCUCUUCACUCUCAGGGUUAUGUUUCCAUUGGGUGUGAACCUUGCACAAGGGCAGUGCUUCCUGGUCAGCAUGAGCGAGAAGGAAGAUGGUGGUGGGAGGACGCUACGGCAAAGGAGUGUGGACUCCAUAAGGGCAAUUUGUCACAAGAAGCAAAUGAAAAGGGAAGUGAAGGAAAUGGAGCCAGCUUGGCUUCAGGCAGCAGUGCAGCAGAGGAUCUCUUCAAGGAUGGUGGUAAUGUUGUCUCUUUGUCCAGAACUGACAUGGAGGCACUGGCCAACAACAAGAGUGGACGCACAGAGAGCACGCUCGCUGUGCUUUAUGCACCGUGGUGCCAGUUUUGCAAGGGGAUGGAGCCAGCGUACGUGGAACUAGCAAAUCAAUUGGCUGGGACAUCAGUAAAGGUAGGGCUGGGUUUGCAUGUUCACGGACGUAUGACACUUAUGGGACAUGUGGGAGUUAUGGGACAGUCUGCAAGCAACUCCUCUGAGACCUCUCGGACAGUCUACUACNUGGGGCCUCCAGGACGUAUGACACUUAUGGGACAUGUGGGAGUUAUGGGACAGUCUGCAAGCAACUCCUCUGAGACCUCUCGGACAGUCUACUACGGUACUCGGGGAUCUCUGGGGCCUCCAGGACGUAUGGCACUUAUGGGACAUGUGGGAUUUAUGGGACAGUCUGCUAGCAACUUCUUCUGCAGACGGAGGAGAGGUGCAGUGCCAAGGAGGACCAAAACAGAGGUGAGACUUAUAUAUAAGUUGGUUGCAACUGUUCUGAGAACAGAUGAGCUGGGACCACAAGCAAGGCCCAGAGAUGUGGGUGGAACCACUGUUUUGAGUUGGGAACUUGGGACCAUUUGUCAGGACAUGUGAGUUGGGACUACUGCACUGGGAGACUGGAAACCGUGAGCGAGAUGGGACUAGUGCAUCUGUGGGUCCCAACCUGUGGGUGGAAGUACCUACUCGAAGGGGAGAAAAGCUUUUUCUCCUCAGACUGUGGAAGAAUUCUGAGAGGAUGGUGUGGGUGCACACAAUGGAGCAAUUCUGAGAGGAUGGUUGUGGGCGGACACGACACAAUCUGGAGCAGAUGGAAAUCGUCUUGCAGUGCACAGCACAGUUCAUGUCAGCUGCAUUUCCGUUGAUGAGCAAAUGCAGUGGGAGAAAGAGGCGGUCUGAUAGUGACAUGGAAUACGGGAUGCAUGCAGUCGUCCCCGGUUAAGCCGUUACCCUGGUUAAGGCAUUACCCCCUUGUUAAUGCGCUACUCUGGUUAAUGAGACCUGACAUUGGCACGGAACAUGGGAUGCAUGCGGUCAUCCCUGGCCUGGUUAAGGCAUUACCCUGGCUGGCCAAUGCACUCACUACCCUAGUUAAGGCAUUACUCUGGUUUAGGCAUUACCCAGGCUGGGCUGGUCAAUGCAUUAAACCAGGCAUUAUUACCCAGGCUGGUGAGGCAUUACCCUGGUUAAGGCAUUACCCUGGUUUAGGCAUUACCCAGGCUGGUCAAUGCAUUACCCUACCGGUAGUUAAGGCAUUACUGAAUUUACUGUGGUUAAUGCAUUGACCCUGGUGAAGGCAUUAUUCUGGUCAAUGAUGUGUUACCCUAGCUACUACCAGCUAUAAGGCAUUACUCUGGUUAAUGCAUCACCCUGGUUGAUGCAUGCGCGACGAGGCUUGACACUGGCGUGGGCUACAGAAUGCAGUCAUGCCCCCGCCCUCUCAUUGUCACCCUGGUUAACACAAUAGCUUAGCGGAAGGUAUGUCCAGUAAGGGUGGGAGUUGAGCGAAAGCAGCAAUGCAGCGAAUGCGAGUGAGGGUGAAUACUUGCAACUGAGCAUCACGAAGGCAGACUUUGGAUUUGGAUCUGCUAAGAUCCAAAGUCGAGAGGGAAUAUCGCCGCGAUCCAAAGUUGAGAGGGAAUAUCGCCGCAUGUGCAGCAGUCGAAGACGGUGUAGCGGUGUGUGGUACUGCCCAGCCUAUGCGUGAAUGAAUGAAGACGCCGAAAAAAAGACGGGUAUCCCCCAAAGAUGGCACACAGGGAUUGUGAGAAUGUCUCAGCCUGAAGGAGUUAAAGUGUUGGAAGUUUGUCUGAGACAUAUGGCGACAUGAGAAGCCUUUCGUCUGGAACGCCACUCACGACCCUUCAACAAGCCUUCCGUCGUCGUCAAAACGAACUCCAUGGGAGAGAAGGCCUCCUCCUCCUGCUCCCUCCUCCUCCCUCCUCCUCUCUCCUCCUCCUCCGACGACGACGACGACGAUGAUCCCCGUCAACGAGGAAGGACAUGUCAAUGUCAUAGAAGAGUAUCUCUAGCUGUUAUCUAUUGGGGCCAAUCAUUGUAUCAGAAGAUAUGUACCUUUGAGAUAAAUAUAUCUCCUUACCAUGUCCGAAUAUCGUACGGCACACAGGCAACUUUUGAUCAUAUUUUGAAUUUUUGAGUCAUUGAGAGAGAUCAUCUUUUUUUUUUGUGCGUCGCAUGGUGGUGGAAUGACAGGGAACAAUACACAGGCACAGAAUGACACUAUCUGAUUCUUCGAUUGCGAGUAAAUAGGUGACGUGGUUGACACUAUCUGAUUCGUCCAUUGCGAGUAAAUAGGUGACGUGUUUGAUUUGUUCAUUGCAGUUAGUCUCAGAGAGGAAGUAGUAGUUUUGUCAGAGAUUCUAGAGUCUGGCAGUGGUCUGAUUUGUUUUCUCAACUUCAAUCUGGAAGUAGAAGCUUACAUGUUUGCCUUUUUCCUUCCUCUCAACUUCAUCUUUGUUUUUCCUUCAUCUUGACGUUUAGGGUUUAGGGUUUAGGGUGAAUUGUUUAAGUAGUUUUGUUUUCGUUAUGAUCUUGAGUUCAGAACCUGUCUGUCUGUCUGUCUGUCUGUCUAUCGAACUCUUACCUCCUUCACAACUGCGAUCGUGUUCCAGAAGUUUGUUUUUCUUCUUCUUCUUUGAAGUUCUUUUUUUCCACUUUAAACAUAACGCCUUGUCAUGUCUUGGAUAACUUCCCCCCCCCUUUCUUCUUUGCUGCUCUUCUUUCUUCUUCUUUCUUCUUCUUUCUUCUUCUUCCCCAAAGCAUAAUAAACCUGACAAAAAAAG